AUGGCAGAAAAUGCAGCUCAAAGUCGACAGAAAGCAUAUGCUGAUAAUCGGUGUCGACCUUUAGAGUUCCAAGUAGAUGACUGGGUAUUCUUGAAGGUGUUACCUAUGAAGGGCGUCAUGAGAUUCGGCAGAAAAGGGAAGCUUAGUCCGAGAUACAUCAGGCCUUAUCAGAUUGUCCGUAAAUUAGGCAAGGUUGCCUAUGAAUUGGAUCUACCAGCUGAUUUAGACGCAGUACAUCCGGUGUUCCACGUGUCUAUGCUUCGUAAAUUCAUUGGCGAUCCUUCCAGAGUAUUUCCCGUACAGGACAUUCAGGUGACCAAAGAGCUAUCUUGUGAGGAACAGCCGGUGGCUAUUUUAGAUCAUCAGGUAAGGAGAUUACGCACCAAAGAUGUGGCAUCUGUCAAAGUAUUAUGGCACAAUAAUCACCGAGAAGAAAUGACGUGGGAGGCUGAGGAAGAAAUAAAGAAGAAGUAUCCUCAGUUGUUUUCUGCACCCACAGGUAACCUAAGUUCAUUAUUUACCUAUAUUGGUUAG
This is a messenger RNA of Solanum dulcamara, 534 nucleotides long. RefSeq lists its product as uncharacterized. NCBI's taxonomy places the organism in Eukaryota, Viridiplantae, Streptophyta, Magnoliopsida, Solanales, Solanaceae. The transcript has 2 exons. The record is from RefSeq and is a predicted model, not a curated record. Bases 1 to 534 code for a protein of 177 amino acids.